Chrysemys picta bellii (western painted turtle) is the source of this 3948-nucleotide messenger RNA. It is a transcript of the gene ADAM33, whose product is annotated as ADAM metallopeptidase domain 33. NCBI's taxonomy places the organism in Eukaryota, Metazoa, Chordata, Testudines, Emydidae. Gene Ontology annotation, molecular function: metalloendopeptidase activity. The record is from RefSeq and is a predicted model, not a curated record. Gene Ontology annotation, biological process: proteolysis.
GAGGCCGGGCUGUAUAAGAGGCCGGGCAGGGGCAGCGAGGCUGCCAGGCAGAGGGCAGCGCGCCGCGGGGAUGGAGACGGGCGUCCCCCGCAAGCCCUGCUGCCGGAGUGCGCUCACGGGACCCCUUGGGGAGCGUUUCUUCCUCCUCCUCCUCCUCCUCCUGCUGCUCCCCGGCCCCGCGGCCGCCUCCGAGGCACCAGGGCUGCCACUGCACGGAGAACUGGUCACCCCUCACUGGCUUCUGAGAGGACGCAGCAGGCGAGCUGUCAGCGUGGCCGAAAAGGUGCCAGCGCCUGCCCGGGGGAGGAUGGCUGUGACUGCUGAGGGCAAGGAGCUCAUCCUGGCACUGGAAAGGAACCAGCUGCUGUCCCCGGACUACACCGAGACGCACUACGCAGCCGGCGGGCAGUCGGUGACGCUGUCUCCCAACUACACCGAUCACUGUUAUUACCACGGCCACGUGCGAGGGUACCAGGACUCCUGGGUGGUUCUCAGCUCCUGCUCGGGGAUCAGCGGCCUGAUCGUGCUGAAUGCCAACGAUAGCUACUACUUGAAACCCCUGGGGACCCCGGAACCUGAGCAUCACAUCCUCUAUAGGGCAGAGCACUUGCCAGUCGAAGGCGGGACUUGUGGGCAUAGCGGCCUGUUAGGAAGCAGCAUAGCUGACAUUGCCAGACUCGUCAGGCCGGUACAUCGGCGGGCAAAGAGAGACACCUGGAGGACCCUGAAGUACAUGGAGCUGUUCAUUGUCGCCGAUUACACCCUGUUCCUCAAACAGAAUCGCAACCUGGGCCAAACGAAGCAGCGGAUCCUGGAGAUCGCCAACUACGUGGACAAGUUUUACAGGUCUCUGAAUAUCAAAGUGGCCCUCGUUGGCCUGGAAGUGUGGACAGAGAGGGACCAGUGCACGGUCACCAGUGAUGCCAACGCCACCUUGUGGUCCUUCCUGCAGUGGAAGAAGGCGCUGAGGUCUCGGAAGAAGCACGACAAUGCCCAGCUGUUGACCGGCGGGAACUUCCGAGGGACGACCAUUGGGAUGGCCCCGCUGGAAGGGAUGUGCAGCGCAGAGAACUCGGGAGGUGUGAGCGCGGACCACUCGGACCUGCCGAUCGGAGCCGCCGCCACCAUGGCUCACGAAAUCGGGCACAACUUCGGCAUGAGCCACGACAGCGAGGGCUGCUGCGUGGAGGCCACCCCGGCUCAAGGAGGCUGCGUCAUGGCCGCUGCCACUGGCCACCCAUUCCCUCGCGUGUUCAGCUUCUGUAGCAAGAGACAGCUGGAGAGUUACUUCCACAAGGGAGGCGGGAUGUGUCUCUUCAACAUGCCCAGCACCAAAGACCUGGUGGUGGGCAAGAAGUGUGGAAAUGGCUUCCUGGAGGACGGGGAGGAGUGCGACUGUGGGGAGCUGGGGGAGUGCACCAACCCCUGCUGCAACGCACACAACUGCACGCUGAAGGCCGGAGCCCAGUGCGCCCACGGGGACUGCUGUCAGAGCUGCCAGCUGAAGACAGCCGGGACCAUGUGCAGGGAGCCGGCCGGAUCCUGCGACCUCCCUGAAUACUGCACGGGGGCCUCGCCCUACUGCCCCGGCAACGUGUACCUGCUGGAUGGCUCGGCCUGCGCCGGCGGGGAGGCGUACUGCAGCAACGGCAUGUGUCUGACUCAUCACCAGCAGUGCGUGCAGCUCUGGGGCCCAGGCGCCUGGCCGGCUCCCGAUGCCUGUUUCCAAGAUGUCAACACGGCCGGCGACACGUAUGGGAACUGCGGCAAGGACAGCCAGGGGCAUUACGUGAAAUGUGACCGGAGAGACGCCAAGUGCGGCAAGAUUCAGUGCCAGAGCUCGGCCAGGAAACCCAAGGGGACCAACACCGUCUCCAUGGACACCACCAUCCGCUUUAACGGGCGGGAGGUGAAAUGCAGAGGCACCUUCAUGUACGCCACCAAGGACGACGAGGGGGACCUGUCGGACCCCGGCCUGGUGAUGACGGGGACCAAGUGCGGGGAUGGGAUGGUCUGCAAGGAUCGCAGGUGCCAGAACGCUUCCUUCUUUGAGCUGGAGAAGUGCAUUUCCCAGUGCCAUGGCCACGGGGUUUGUAACAGCAACAAGAACUGCCACUGCGAUGCCGGCUGGGCCCCCCCGUACUGCGAGAAGCCAGGCCUGGGGGGCAGCGUGGACAGCGGUCCCGUGCAGCACGACAACCAUGAAGCCAUCUUGAUCGCCAUGCUGGUCAUCUUCCUGCUGAUCCUCCCCGCCACAGCUUUGGGGAUCUACUGGUGCUACAGACGGAAGAACUCACUCCUGAGCAAAUGGAUAAAGACCACGAGGAAAAGCCAGGAGACGGGCAGGAACGGCGCCAUCCAUCAGAAGGGAAACGGGGGCCAUUUGAACGCGGCUUUCACCUUGCAGGAUGUUUCCUCCUCUGGUAAAGCUGCCAACAGCACUAACAAAACAGCUAGGGGCAUCUUCCCCCUCAAGUCGAAUGGUUCCCAGCCCAUCAGCAUUGUCCACCCCCUUCGCCCAGCUCCCAGCCCAGCCGCUCAGCCCCACCGAGACCUCAAGCCGUCCAGGCCGCCGCCUCCUGGCGGCAAAUCCCCCGUCAUUCCGGCCAAAGUGAUCAGCUCCCAACCCAAGCUGCUGCCUCCGAAGAAGCCUCUUCCCAGCAGCCCCGUGAGGACCCCUGUGAUCGUCCCAAAGCACGGCCCCCCUCGCCGGCCUCUGCCUGGGAGCCCUCUCCUGGCCAAGACACCUCCCUCGGCACCGGGACGGACCCUGCUGGUCACGGUCCCUCCCACCAACUUCAAGGCGGCAGGGGCCAGCUCUGCCAGGUACCUAACCAAGCCCGUCCCGGGGUUCAAAGUCCAGUCCGCCUCCAUCCCCUUUAAGAAAUGACAAACGUGGACAAAGCAAGAGGAAUGUGCUCCCCGAACUGGUUCUCCUCAUUUGCACUACUGCGGGCGACGGGGCUCUUUUGGAUACCAAAGGACUAUUUUUAUACGAGGGAAAAUGUUUCUGCACAUAGGGGGGAGGGUGCGGGGGAGGGGAAAGUGGUACGGUGGGCAGCUUGCGGGGUUAACCGUGACGCAUCAGCUGCCUGCCAGGGGAAUCACCCAGACUCUGCUCCUUCCCAGCUGUGCCUGCUGGGCUGGGAAGGAGCAGAUCUGGCUCUCCUACGCAGCCAGCACUGAUGGAAGAGGCUGGUGACCAGCCCCAAGACAGCACCUAGCAACCGUCUCCUCCAUGGCGCGCCUCUCUCGCCACCAGACUCCAAUGCUGGACGUUAUUACCGCAGCUGGCGCCGGCGAGCCACGCGUCCCGGGGGGACCAUGCUAUUGCCGACUCAAACGGCGCCACCUAGCGGUGGGAUGUCUGACUGGCGUAUCCCUGGAGGAUCCUUAUGGUCACCCUCCCCGGCCUCCUCCGUGACAAUCGUGGAGAACCCGCAGAAUAAGUUGCUCUGAAGACGAGCCAGCUGGGAGCGCUUCUCUCAUGCGGCACGUGUGGCAACGGGGUUUCAGCUGCACGGCUAUUUCAGGGAGCGGUUCCCCAGCCACAUGCUUUGUGCCCAUCAUAUGGUGUAAGCCAUGUGGUUGCUUUCUGAGCUGCUAAUGUUUUAUUAUGAAAAGGGGGAAGAAGUGUGGACCAGUGGUGAGAGCAGGGGGCCAGGGAGACCUACUCCCAACUCUGCCACUGACUCACUAUGUGGCCUUGGCCAACUCGCUGCACCAGUCUGUGCCUCAGUUUCCCCAUCUGUAAAAUGGGGGUAAUAAUACCUACCUCACAGGGGUGUUGUGAGGUUUGACAAACUGAUGUCUCUCAAGGGCUUUACGAUCCUCAGAUGGAAGGUGCUGCAAAGUAUUACGAUGUGUUUAAUGUCUGAGUCACUUUCCUAUGACAUGACACCUGACGUCGUCAGUGUCUCUGAAGUGAGAACAAUGCCUUUCUCCGGU